Pseudocercospora fijiensis CIRAD86 is the source of this 1665-nucleotide messenger RNA. RefSeq lists its product as uncharacterized. Gene Ontology annotation, molecular function: carbohydrate:proton symporter activity. The coding region runs from base 1 to 1665 and encodes 554 amino acids. Gene Ontology annotation, biological process: carbohydrate transport; transmembrane transport. Gene Ontology annotation, cellular component: membrane. Lineage: Eukaryota; Fungi; Ascomycota; Dothideomycetes; Mycosphaerellales; Mycosphaerellaceae. The record is from RefSeq and is a predicted model, not a curated record. The transcript has 5 exons.
AUGGGCAAGAAGUUUUACGGACUCGUGGGCACGAAGCUCAAUAUCGCCAUUGCCGUGGUCGCCGGUGUCGACUUCGCGCUUUUCGGAUAUGACCAGGGUGUUAUGGGAGGCUUGCUCACCCUCGGUUCGUUCCUGAGAACCUUUCCCGAAAUCAAUGUGCAGAAUCCCCCAGAGGGCCAGACUGCCAGUCAUGUAUCCAACAUCCAGGGCAUCACAGUCGGUGGCUACACUUUGGGAUGCUUCUUCGGCGCAGUGGCAACUAUCUGGCUUGGCAAUCUGCUUGGACGAAAACGAACCAUUAUGGUCGGUUCUGCUAUCAUGGUCAUCGGAGCGGCCAUCCAAUCCUCUUCAUUCAGUCUAGGUCAACUUAUAGCGUCCCGUCUCAUCACAGGAUUCGGCAAUGGUAUGAACACAUCAACUGUCCCCACAUGGCAAUCCGAAACAUCCAAGUCUCAUCGCCGAGGCCAAAUGGUGAUGAUUGAAGGAUCUCUGAUUGUCUUCGGUGUGAUGCUCUCUUACUGGCUCGAUUUGGGAUUUUCCUUUUUGGAACCAUCAACGAUAUCGUGGCGAUUUCCUAUUGCAUUCCAAAUCGUUCUUGCCCUAUUCAUCCUUGCACUGAUCCCAGGACUUCCUGAAUCGCCACGAUGGCUCGUCUUGAAGGGCAGGGAGGCCGAGGCCCUUGAUGUUCUAUGCGCGUUGAGCGACCUGCCUGAAGACGACCCAAAGAUUCAGAGCGAGUUCAAAGCCGUCAAGGACACUGUCUUGGAGAUGGCUCAGGGUCGCUUCGCAGACUGCUUCAAACUCAACCGCAACCGCAACUUCCACCGAACAUGCCUUGGAUACGUGAAUCAAAUGUUUCAGCAGAUUUCUGGGAUUAAUAUCAUCACCUACUACGCGGCAACCAUCUUCGAGAACAGCAUUGGACUUUCACCAUUCUUGUCUCGACUGCUAGCAGCACUCAACGGUACUGAAUAUUUCAUAGCAUCCUGGAUUGCGAUCUUCACCAUCGAAAAGAUUGGCCGAAGAAAAUUGAUGUUGUUCGGCGCAGCUGGUCAGGCAGCGUCGAUGGCAAUCCUUGCAGGCACAACCUCAGUACCCACCGACAAUCCCAACAGUCAACAGUACGGUAUAGCAGCUGCCGUCUUCCUUUUCGUCUUCAACUCUUUUUUCGCCGUCGGGUGGCUUGGCAUGACAUGGUUGUAUCCAGCCGAGAUCACACCUCUGUCAAUCCGUGCGCCAGCCAACGCCAUUUCGACGACAGCGAACUGGAUUUUCAACUUUAUGGUCGUGAUGGUGACGCCUGUCGCUUUCGCGAACAUCGGAUACAACACCUACACGGUGUUUGCCGUAAUCAACGCGUUCAUGAUUCCGUGCGUAUAUUUCUUCUUCCCAGAAACUGCGUACAGAUCGCUCGAGGAAAUGGACGAGAUUUUCCACAAUGUUCACGGGCUUAAGGGGGCAUUCGACGUUGUGCGCGUGGCAAAGAAUCAUCCACACAGAUUUGGCAAGAACGGAGAAAUCCUCAUCAAUUACGAGGAGACUGAAGAGGCAAGAGAGAUUGAGAGGAGGAGAAGCUCGGUCGUUUCUGUUGGUCAUGCAGAGAAGGCUACUAGAGACCACGUGAACGGCGGCACUGAGAAGGUGGAGGAUUUGGAGAGCAAGUAG